UUCAGAUUCUUGUCGGAGAUAAAGUUGUCUUGAUGCCGGUUAACGCAGGACAACCGCUACACGCCAGCAACAUAGAGCUCUUAGAUAAUCCAGGAUGCAAGGAGGUCAACGCCGUGAAUUGCAACACCAGUUGGAAAAUCACCUUGUUCAUGAAAUUUAGUUGCUACAGAGAAGAUGUUCUUAAAGGGGGAGAUGUAGUCAGGUUGUUCCAUGCGGAACAGGAGAAGUUCCUGACCUGUGAUGAAUACCAGCAGAAGCAACACAUUUUCCUUCGCACAACUUUGAGGCAGUCGGCCACUUCGGCAACGAGUUCGAAAGCCCUGUGGGAAAUAGAGGUGGUGCAUCAUGACCCUUGCCGAGGUGGUGCAGGACAGUGGAACAGCCUGUUCAGAUUUAAACACCUGGCGACCGGAAACUAUUUGGCUGCUGAACUAAAUCCUCACUAUCCAGAUGGCUGCAAUGGGGAAAAGAUUCUGCAGAAAGACAACGAGCUUGUAACUCUGAAGAAGAAACGGCAAGCAGGAGAGAAGAUUAUGUACACCUUAGUCUCGGUUCCUCACGGAAAUGACAUCGCUUCUCUUUUUGAACUGGACGCGACCACCUUGCAACGGGCGGAUUGUCUGGUUCCAAGGAAUUCAUAUGUACGGCUGAGGCAUCUUUGCACCAACACUUGGGUCACCAGCACUAGCAUCCCAAUUGACAAGGAUGAAGAAAGGCCUGUUAUGUUAAAGAUUGGCACCUGUCAAACGAAGGAAGACAAAGAAGCCUUCGCCAUUGUGUCUGUCCCUCUCUCCGAGGUCAGAGACCUGGAUUUUGCAAAUGAUGCCAACAAGGUUUUAGCAUCAACGGUCAAAAAUUUGGAGAAUGGUUCAGUAACUCAAAAUGAAAGGAGGUUUGUCACAAAGCUCUUGGAAGACCUCAUUUUCUUUGUGGCUGAUGUGCACAACAAUGGUCAAGAGGUUUUGGAUGUGGUGGUGAUUAGACCCAAUCGAGAGAGGCAGAAAUUAAUGAGGGAACAAAAUAUAUUGGAACAGAUUUUUGGAAUAUUGAAAGCCCCAUUUAAAGAGAAGGCUGGCGAGGGCGCCAUGUUGAGAUUGGAAGACUUGGGAGACCAGAGAUACGCACCGUACAAAUACAUGCUUAGACUUUGCUACAGAAUCCUCCGUCAUUCUCAACAGGACUACAGGAAAAACCAGGAAUAUAUUGCUACCAAUUUCUGCAUCAUGCAAUCUCAAAUUGGCUAUGAUAUCUUGGCAGAAGAUACGAUCACAGCUUUGUUGCACAACAACAGGAAGCUGCUGGAGAAACAUAUCACAGCUAAAGAAAUCGAGACCUUUGUGAAUUUACUCAGGAGGAAUCGAGAGCCAAGGUUCUUGGAUUACCUCUCCGACCUGUGUGUUUCCAACACGGCUGCCAUUCCAGUCACCCAGGAACUCAUUUGUAAAUACAUGCUGAGUCCUGGAAACGCCGACAUCCUCAUUCAGACCAAGCUGGUUUCCAUGCAAAUGGACAACCCCUUGAAUUGCUCCUCCCUUUCGGAUGAUAUGGAAGAAGAAGAGGUGUGGCUGUACUGGAUCGACAGUAACAAGGAGCCCCAUGGGAAGGCCAUCCGUCAUCUUGCUCAGGAAGCGAAGGAGGGCACCAAAACUGAUUUAGAGGUCCUUACCUACUACAGGUAUCAACUCAAUCUCUUUGCAAGGAUGUGUUUGGACCGCCAGUAUUUGGCUAUAAAUCAGAUCUCCACCCAGCUCUCGGUGGAUUUGAUCUUACGGUGCAUGUCGGAUGAAAACCUACCUUAUGAAUUGCGAGCUUCUUUUUGUCGCUUAAUGCUACACAUGCACGUUGACCGAGACCCGCAAGAGACGGGGGUCCCUGUGAAAUACGCCAGGCUGUGGACGGAAAUUCCUACCAAGAUUACUAUCCAUGAGUAUGACUCCUUCACCGAUUCGUCCCGAAAUGACAUGAAGAGGAAAUUUGCUUUCACGAUGGAAUUUGUCGAAGAUUACUUGAAAGAAGUUGUCAACCAGCCUUUCCCUUUCGGGGACAAGGAGAAGAACAAGCUGACAUUUGAGGUGGUGCACCUGGCUCGCAAUCUCAUAUACUUUGGUUUUUAUAGUUUCAGUGAACUCCUCAGGCUGACCAGAACGCUAUUGGCUAUCCUCGAUAUUGUACAAGUGCCCUUGUCAUCCUACUUUGAAAGAUUAAGCAAAUUUCAGGACGGAGGAAACAAUGUCAUGAGAACCAUUCAUGGUGUGGGUGAGAUGAUGACUCAAAUGGUCCUCAGCAGAGGUUCUAUCUUUCCUGCCUCUUCACCUGAUAUCCCCCCAAUUGUCCACCGAAGCAAGCAAGCCAGCCUUUUGGAGAGCGAGGAUGUCACUGUGAUGGAUACCAAGUUAAAAAUUAUCGAGAUUUUACAGUUUAUUCUUAGCGUUCGCCUUGACUACCGGAUAUCCUACAUGCUGUCAAUUUACAAGAAGGAAUUUGGGGAGAGCAAUGAAAACGUUGACAAUUCCACAACGACCCCACCCGACUCACCAGCUCUCACCUCAGCUGCUGUUCCUGAUAUAGAUGAAAUUGCUGCAGAAGCAGAAACCAUGUUUGCUGGCAGGAAGGAAAAGAACGCCGUGCAACUGGACGAUGAAGGAGGAAGGACCUUUUUGCGAGUCCUGAUACAUCUCAUAAUGCAUGAUUACCCUCCUUUGCUCUCAGGAGCCCUGCAACUCUUGUUCAAACACUUCAGCCAGCGAGCAGAAGUGCUGCAAGCGUUUAAGCAGGUCCAAUUGCUGGUGUCUAACCAAGAUGUGGACAGUUACAAGCAGAUUAAAACGGACCUUGACCAACUAAGACUGACCGUAGAAAAAUCAGAACUUUGGGUCCAAAAAACCAGUAAUUAUGAAAACGGAACCUUGGGUGAAAGUCAAACAAAAGGAAGUGAUGAACCAAUCGAAGAUUCCAGCAUGUUGAGUCCAGUCCAAGAUGGCAGUAAGAAACCACAGAUCGAUACCAACAAGAGUAACAACUAUAAUAUAGUUAUGGAGAUUUUGAUCCGAUUACGAGGGCUCUGCAUUCAAAAUAAAAAAUGUCGAAAUCAGCAGCAGCGGUUGCUUAAAAAUAUGGGAGCCCACAGCGUUGUGUUGGAUCUCCUUCAAAUACCCUACGAAAAGACUGACCAAAAGAUGAAUGAAAUUAUGACCUUAGCUCACCUCUUCCUUCAGAACUUCUGUCGCGGGAAUCCUCAGAAUCAGAUCCUUCUCCAUAAACACCUCAACCUCUUCUUAACCCCUGGGCUUCUUGAGGCCGAAACCAUGAGGCACAUAUUCACCAACAAUUACCAUCUGUGCAACGAAAUUAGCGAGCGGGCGGUACAGCAUUUCGUCCACUGCAUCGAGACGCACGGCCGCCAUGUUGAAUAUCUGCGUUUUUUGCACACCAUUGUCAAAGCUGAUGGCAAAUACGUCAAGAAAUGUCAGGACAUGGUUAUGACAGAGCUGAUCAACGGAGGAGAAGAUGUCUUGGUGUUCUACAACGACAGAGCGUCUUUCCCGACCCUCCUUCACAUGAUGUGCUCUGAGCGAGACCGAGUAGACGAGAGCGGGCCUUUGGUGUAUCACAUCACUCUGGUGGAACUGCUGGCAGCCUGCACCGAGGGCAAAAAUGUCUACACCGAGAUCAAAUGUAAUUCUCUCCUCCCCUUGGAUGACAUCGUGCGAGUGGUGACGCAUGACGACUGCAUCCCUGAAAUCAAGAUUGCGUAUGUCAACUUUGUCAAUCACUGCUACGUGGAUACCGAAGUGGAAAUGAAGGAAAUAUACACCAGUAACCAUAUCUGGAAGCUGUUUGAGAAUUUUCUGGUGGACAUGGCAAGGGUUUGUAACACCAGUACAGAUAGAAAACAUGCCGAUUUAUCUCUUGAAAAAUAUGUCACCGAACCAGUAAUGAGUAUCGUGAGUGGCUUUUUCAGUUCUCCAUUUUCAGACAACAGCACGAGCCUCCAGACACAUCAACCGAUCUUCAUCCAGCUGCUACAGUCUGCCUUCAGGAUUUACAACUGCACUUGGCCAAACCCCGCUCAGAAGUCUUCCGUGGAAUCUUGCAUCAAAACUUUGGCCGAAGUCGCAAAGAAUCGUGGCAUUGCCAUCCCAGUGGACCUGGAUAGCCAGGUGAACACCUUGUUCAUGAAAAGCCACACCAACAUGAUCCAAAGAGCGGCCAUGGGUUGGCGAAUGUCCGCUCGGAGCGGCCCCCGCUUUAAAGAGCCCCUGGGAGGACCUUCCUGGGAUUAUAGGAACAUCAUUGAGAAACUCCAGGACGUGGUGGCCUCCUUGGAAGAGCAGUUCAAUCCUAUGAUGCAGGCUGAAUUUUCGGUGUUGGUGGAUGUCUUACACAGCCCUGAACUUCUCUUCCCCGAAGGGAGUGACGCUAGGAUAAGAUGUGGAGCCUUCAUGUCCAAGUUGAUCAACCAUACCAAACGGCUAAUGGAGAAGGAAGAAAAACUUUGCAUCAAAAUCCUGCAGACUUUGCGGGAAAUGCUGGACCAGAAAGAUAGCUUCGUUGAAGAGGGGAGCAACCUGCGGAAAAUACUUCUCAACCGCUAUUUUAAAGGAGACUACGGAGGGAGCAUCAACGGCCAUCUGUCUGGCAGCUACGCCAAACCCCUGCAGAGUGGAGGGACCUUCUCUGGACAAGAUGUGGACAAGUCCGGGGCGUCCAUGCAUGACAUUCAGUGUCUCUUGGAUAAAGAAGGGGCUUCAGAACUGGUCACCGAUGUCAUCGUUAGUACCAAAAAUGACCGGAUAUUCUCGGAAGCCAUCUUGCUUGGCAUUGCGUUGCUCGAAGGAGGAAACACUCAAAUCCAGUAUUCCUUUUAUCAACAAUUGAACGAGCGGAAAAAAUCCGAAAAGUUUUUCAAAGUUUUGUACGAUCGGAUGAAAGCGGCCCAGCUGGAAAUUCGAUCCACUGUGACCGUGAACACGAUUGAUCUGAGCAGCAAAAAGAAGGACGAGGAAACAGACUUGACUGUGUCAGCUCCAAAAAAGAGAGUUAGGGACUCCAACCUCCACCUGAAAGAAGGCAUGAAAGGACAACUGGCAGAAGCCUCCACUGCAACAUCCAAAGCUUACUGCGUGUACCGCAGAGAGAUGGAUCCGGAAACGGACCUCAUGGGUCCAGGGUCAGAGCCAGGGUGCACAGACGAAAAAACAUCCGAAGAAAUGACCAUGAGUCCGGCCAUUGUGAUCAUGCAACCCAUCCUGAGGUUUCUCCAACUGUUGUGUGAGAAUCACAAUCGAGAACUCCAGAACUUUUUAAGAAACCAGAACAACAAGACCAACUACAACCUAGUUUGCGAGACCCUUCAAUUCUUGGAUUGUAUCUGCGGAAGUACCACAGGCGGGCUAGGACUUCUGGGCCUAUACAUCAAAGAAAAAAAUGUAGCUUUGGUAAAUCAAACUCUUGAAAGUUUGACUGAGUACUGCCAAGGCCCCUGCCAUGAAAAUCAGACCUGCAUAGCCACCCAUGAAUCCAAUGGCAUCGACAUCAUCAUUGCGCUGAUCCUAAAUGAUAUCAACCCCCUUGGAAAAUAUCGGAUGGACCUAGUGCUGCAGUUGAAGAAUAACGCCUCGAAGCUUUUGCUCGCUAUCAUGGAAAGCAGGCAUGACAGCGAGAAUGCAGAGAGAGUCCUUUUCAACAUGAGACCCAAAGAGCUCGUGGACGUCAUGAAGAAUGCAUAUAACCAGGGUCUUGACUGCGAUCAAGAAGAGGAGAAUGGAGAUGACAAUAUUUCGCCAAAAGAUGUUGGGCAUAAUAUCUAUAUUUUAGCUCACCAGUUGUCCCGUCAUAAUAAAGCAUUACAACACAUGCUGAAACCUGGGGCAGAUCUAGAAGAAGGAGAUGAAGCGUUGAAGUAUUAUGCCAACCACACCGCCCAGAUUGAGAUUGUCCGCCAUGACAGAACCAUGGAGCAAAUAGUAUUUCCCGUGCCAAACGUUUGUGAAUUCCUCACUCAUGAGUCAAAAUGCCGCGUCUUUAAUACCACGGAAAGAGAUGAACAAGGAAGCAAAGUCAACGACUUUUUUCAACAGACCGAGGAUCUGUAUAAUGAAAUGAAGUGGCAGAGGAAAAUUAGGAAUAAUCCGGCGUUAUUUUGGUUCUCUCGGCAAAUUUCUCUUUGGGGAAGCAUCUCCUUCAAUCUGGCUGUUUUCAUCAAUCUGGCUGUGGCCCUCUUCUACCCGUUUGGCGAUGAUGGAGACGAAGGCACGCUUUCUCCGUUAUUUUCCAUUCUGCUUUGGAUCGCUGUGGCCGUCUGCACGUCCCUCCUUUUCUUUUUCCCAAAACCUGUUGGAAUCCGCCCAUUUUUGGUCUCUGUCAUUCUCAGGUCUAUAUAUACCAUUGGUCUCGGGCCCACCCUGAUCCUUCUGGGUGCCGCUAACCUUUGUAACAAGAUUGUAUUUUUGGUGAGCUUCGUCGGCAACCGUGGGACCUUCACACGUGGCUACCGAGCUGUCAUUAUGGAUAUGGCUUUUCUCUAUCACGUGGCUUAUGUUCUGGUCUGCAUGUUGGGCCUCUGUGUGCAUGAAUUUUUUUACAGCUUCUUGUUAUUUGACUUGGUGUACCGCGAGGAGACCUUGCUGAACGUCAUCAAAAGCGUCACGCGGAACGGGAGGUCCAUCAUUCUGACGGCUGUCCUAGCUCUCAUCCUGGUCUACCUCUUCUCCAUCGUUGGCUUCUUGUUUCUAAAGGAUGACUUCAUAAUGGACGUGGAAAGGUUGAAAAAUAAAACAUCCCUUACAGACAGCGGAACCGUCUCUACAACAAGCUUAACAACGAUGGUGGAAACGUGUUCAAGGGAGAACUGCACAGUUCCAACUCUCAAACCAGGUGAAGACGGCGAGGAAGAUGGGAUCGAGAGGACCUGCGACACUUUGCUGAUGUGUAUCGUGACCGUGUUGAACCAGGGGCUGAGGAACGGUGGAGGAGUCGGUGACGUCCUUCGGAAGCCAUCCAAAGACGAGCCGCUGUUUGCCGCUCGGGUGGUUUACGAUCUCCUGUUUUAUUUCAUCGUCAUCAUUAUUGUGCUGAACCUCAUUUUCGGAGUCAUCAUCGAUACGUUUGCGGAUCUCAGAAGCGAAAAGCAGAAGAAAGAAGAGAUCUUGAAGACGACCUGCUUCAUCUGCGGCCUUGAGCGAGACAAAUUUGACAACAAGACGGUUUCAUUUGAGGAACACAUCAAGUCGGAACACAACAUGUGGCACUAUCUUUAUUUUAUUGUUCUGGUCAGAGUGAAAGAUCCAACGGAAUACACCGGACCAGAAAGUUAUGUGGCCCAAAUGAUUGCGGAAAAGAAUUUAGAGUGGUUUCCUCGGAUGAGAGCCAUGUCCUUGGUCAGCAACGAGGGGGACAAUGAACAGAACGAAAUCAGGAACCUGCAAGAAAGGUUGGAGACCACCAUGGCUUUGGUCAAGCAACUUUCCGGCCAACUCGCGGAGCUGAAAGAACAGAUGACAGAACAAAGGAAAAACAAACAGAGGCUGGGCUUUUUGGGCUCCAACGCUCCCCACGUGAACCACCACACUUCCCCGCACUGAUAACACACACACCGAUUGUGACACAGCCUUUCAUCCCUGGAUCACAAGGCAGAAGAGCUGAGGUUGGAAGGACUGAAUGGAGCUCAUUGUUUCCCUAGUUUUUCCGGACGGAGUGCCAAAAAUGCUAAGUGGUUUUGCUCCCGGGAACAAGCUGUAACUGCGUUUUUUUGGUUGAAAAUGGGCCAGAGGAGGGGGGGAUUAACUCCCCCCUUAUAGAUCAUGCAAAACAGGCCUUAAAUCUUCAUUUUCGCUCAAAAAAAAACAACAAGGGAGGGUCUCCAUGGAUGCUCUCAGUUUUCAGCCGAGAUUUUUUUUUUCUUUCCUUUUUUUUUUAAAAAAAAUCUGUUUUUCUCUCCAGAAGUCAUCAGGGAAGUAAGCCAAAAUCGGUUCAGGUGUUUGGAUGCCCUUCUAAGAAACUUUCUAACUCCGGCAAACUUUCUAACUCGGGCCAUUGCCGGGGACGACAACAUGCAGCCGGCUAAACGCCCGUUUGUCACAUUUUGCAGGGUUCGACAACCCUUUGUCGUGUUUGUGCGGGGCGGUUGUGCUCUUCCGACAAUCCAAGCGAUGUCAAUAACGCUCCGCAUAAUCCAUUCGCCUUCAAGGAUGACGUCUCCUUCGUCUGCCGUUGAUCAUAUUUUUUGCUUUUUAAAGAAGACCGACUCAAACUUUGGAAGCGUUUUUGCCGUCUUGCCGUACGAUUCCUAAAAUCCGCUGUGGCAAAUCCGCAGUUUUAAAAAUUCUUGGCGUUUAGGAAUGUAGCUUCCCCCAAAAUAGAACACUCGAUUCAACAAGAGAAUCGUAUCGAAUGGAUAUCAUUCCUUCUGGAUUUCGCUCCUGUACUCUACAAAAGGUGGCAGCAACUGGAAAUCUCAAAUAAUGGCCUCGAAUCUGGAGUUAAAAACUGAGAAUGAGGUUAAGGAGAGUAACAUUUCUUUCAUAAACCUUUACUAUCAAAGAUUAAAUUCAGGAGGGCAAACGGGCUGGAAAUAUCUGUGCGGCAGAUUGCAAAGGGAUUUCAAGUGGAUCCUUCUUGUUUACACUAAAAUUUGACUUUGAUGCUUCUUCCUUCUCCAUUUCUGAUCAAGAUCUUCUUCCAAAUUAUUCGGUAGAGCAAACGCUGUUGCUCUUCCGAGAGAGAAAUAUACUCAUUAUUCUACCCAGUGAUUCUAUUCAGUCUAUUCUCCCUUGUAGAAGAGAGAACAUAUCUUAACAUCAGGUAGUCCUCGACUUAGAACAGUUCCUUUAGCGACCAUUGCAAGUCACAACGGCACUGACAGAAGUGACUUACGACCGUUUUUCACACUUUACGGCCGUUGCCACCUCUCCAUGGUCCCGUGAUCAAAAUUCAAACACAACCUUACAUAUUUCUGACGGUUGGAGUUUCCCGGGAUCAUGUAACACCGCUUUCGUGACCUUCUGACCAGCAAAGUCAAGGGGGGAAAUCCGGCUUCCCUUAAUGACCACUUUACUCACUUAACAAAUGCAAUGAUUCACUUAACGGUGGUGGCAAGAAAAGUCGUAACCUCGCUGCACGAACGUUUCACUUAGCAACGUCAACACUGGGCUCAAUUGUGGUCGUAAGGCGAGGAGUACCUGCACUCACAACCAUGAUUCAACGUUGUAGUUUUUACUGAGUUUAUCUCAGAGGGAGGAUUUCAUUCCUGAAUCCGGGUGUUGCAAAAAAUCUUCAGUGAACGCUGGGUCGACUCGUAGCAGUAAUUUUAUUGCCGUAAAGUGUCUUCCAGAAUUUUUGCAGGUCAGCCAUAGAUUAUUUUCCUGGAAAACAACUAAGCCUGAAAGAGCUUAGAGAGCUUACCUAACUUCCAUCAACUGGAAUGAAAUGCAUUCUUUUAACAUUAAAUGUUGGUAAAUCUG
Ahaetulla prasina is the source of this 9461-nucleotide messenger RNA. RefSeq names its product inositol 1,4,5-trisphosphate receptor type 2 (gene ITPR2). Gene Ontology annotation, molecular function: inositol 1,4,5 trisphosphate binding; inositol 1,4,5-trisphosphate-gated calcium channel activity. Gene Ontology annotation, cellular component: membrane; endoplasmic reticulum. The transcript has 52 exons. Lineage: Eukaryota; Metazoa; Chordata; Lepidosauria; Squamata; Colubridae. The record is from RefSeq and is a predicted model, not a curated record. Gene Ontology annotation, biological process: calcium ion transmembrane transport. The coding region runs from base 33 to 7583 and encodes 2516 amino acids.